Messenger RNA from Drosophila bipectinata, 1191 nucleotides. RefSeq names its product prolyl 4-hydroxylase subunit alpha-1. Lineage: Eukaryota; Metazoa; Arthropoda; Insecta; Diptera; Drosophilidae. Gene Ontology annotation, biological process: peptidyl-proline hydroxylation to 4-hydroxy-L-proline. Gene Ontology annotation, cellular component: endoplasmic reticulum. Gene Ontology annotation, molecular function: L-ascorbic acid binding; iron ion binding; protein binding. The record is from RefSeq and is a predicted model, not a curated record.
UGAAAAAAUGCACAAUUUUGUUAAUCGUACACCCGUUUCUCAGGAUAUGAAAGAGACUUUAUUGGGAAUGCAUCGUAUAGAAUCUGUUUACGAUUUACAGGCCUGGGAUAUGGCUAAUGGUGUUAUUUCAGGCCACAAACUAGAAAGCCAGAUGUCAGCUUCCGAUUGCCAAGCCCUAGCUAACUAUAUGUACAAGGAGUCGGAGUUUAGACGAGCGGCCCAGUGGUACAGAAUAGCUUUACAUUUUAUCAAGGAACCACGAAAUGGUAUAGCCGCCGAAAUCUAUGGUCCUAAGAGAGAAGAUCUCAAAAAGAUGUUUCUGAUUAGUCGUAUUCAAGAGGGUUCUGUCGACGACAUACCAUCUUACCUGGAGGAACUUUCACAAAAACCAAAUAUUCCCCUGGCCUAUCUGACCCCCAAGCCUUCACCCACUCCCAUACAAAAAGGAUGUAGGGGAAAGUAUACCGAUCGGCCCAGAUUAGUUUGUCGCUAUAAUACUACAACAACACCUUUUAUGCGAAUUGCUCCUUUGAAAGAAGAGGAAAUAAGCAAAGAUCCACUCAUUUGGCUUUAUCACGAUGUGCUUUUCGACAGUGAGAUUGCCCAGCUAACCAGUAAUUUAACUAGGGAGGAUAUGACCCAAGGGUACACGGAUAAUUAUACAACACCGGAUAAAGGAUAUCGACUUUUCCAGGUGAAAAUAUACGAGGGUGACGGCGAAAAGUUGGACAGAACCUUGGUGAAUCGGAUGAGAGAUAUAUCCGGCCUAGAUGCCGGACUUAAAACGUAUCUGGCCAGAGCAAAUUAUGGCCUGGGUACCUAUUUUCAGGAGCACAGUGAUUAUUUGGAUAUCAAAAAACAUCCAGAGUCUGGCGCUGAAGGAGAUCGUUUGUUUACACUCCUUUUCUAUGCCAGUGAUGUCGAAAUGGGUGGUGCUACUGUAUUCCCAGCUGCCAAUAUCAGCAUUCAGCCAAAGAAAGGAACCGCCUUAUUUUGGUACAACCUCCACAACGAUUGGGAACCGAAUCCUUUGUCACGUCAUGCAGUGUGUCCCAUGGUCCUUGGAAACCGAUGGACUUUAUUUAAGAGCAUGCUAUCUCACCGGCAAAUGUUUCUGAAGCUCUGCUACAAGUAGUACAUAUAAAACUUUAUUUUAAUUAAAAAUAUCCUUACACAUGUGUAUUUCAAAUA